AUGACAAAUCAUAUAGACGAUGACCAAAAUCCUUACUAUGGCGGAGCAGGAGGUGGUGGUGGUGGUGGAUUUGUUGCUGGUGGAUCACCUUAUGGAUCACAAGAUUCACCUGGAGGAGGAAAGAAGGGGAAAGGUGGUAAUCAAACUAUUAGACCAGUGACGAUUAAACAAGUAUUAGCUGCUGAACAUAUUCAUCAAGAUGCAGAUUUCACUAUUGAUGGUGCAGAUGUCGCUCAAGUAUUAUUAGUUGGAUCAGUACAUAAUUCAUCAUCAUCAGCUACGAACGUAUCGUAUGAAAUCGGAGAUGGAACAGGUUAUAUCGAUGUGAGAUUAUGGUUAGAUUCAGCGGACGACGAAUCGGGAAAAGCAAAAGGAAUCGAACAAGAUCACUACGUCGGUAUCAUGGGCUCAAUCAAGAUGUUUGGUGGAAAACGGCAUAUAUCAGCAACUCACAUCAGACCAAUAACUGAUCACAACGAAAUACAUCAUCAUUUUCUGAAAGCUCUGUAUGUCAGUUUGAGCUUGAGAGGUGCUACUUCAGGAGGUGCCGGAGCCGCUCCUGGUGGAUCAUCUCAUGCAGAUUACUCAGCCGGUGUCCAAUCUCAUUCCAACGAAUCAGCAUUUUCCGCUCUACCAGCCUUACAACGUAAAAUCAUGGAAUACGUUUCUAAAGAUGACACAGAUGAUGGAGUCCAUGUUUCAUUGGUAUCGAGACAGGUAGGCAAUGCGAACGGCGAAGAUGUCAUGGAGGCUAUCGAGCAACUUAUGGCAGAUGGAUUACUCUUCUCGACCAUUGAUGAUUUGGUAGGUUCAUAUCUUUUGGUGAACAUGUCGAUUAGUUCAACUGUAUUAACGAUUAUUUCGAUGUAG
Molecule: messenger RNA, 870 nt
Organism: Kwoniella shivajii
Lineage: Eukaryota; Fungi; Basidiomycota; Tremellomycetes; Tremellales; Cryptococcaceae
Exons: 6
Coding region: 1-870 (289 amino acids)
Biological process (GO): DNA replication; double-strand break repair via homologous recombination; nucleotide-excision repair
Cellular component (GO): site of double-strand break; chromosome, telomeric region; DNA replication factor A complex
Molecular function (GO): single-stranded DNA binding
Source: RefSeq, a predicted model, not a curated record